This is a messenger RNA of Aedes aegypti (yellow fever mosquito), 983 nucleotides long. RefSeq lists its product as uncharacterized. The transcript has 2 exons. The coding region runs from base 65 to 919 and encodes 284 amino acids. The record is from RefSeq and is a predicted model, not a curated record. NCBI's taxonomy places the organism in Eukaryota, Metazoa, Arthropoda, Insecta, Diptera, Culicidae.
UCUUUCAAUAUUAUUCCCCAUUAGGUGUUUCUAGUAUCUCCACUGCAGAUCAGCGAACGCAACAAUGAAGCUUUGGUUGACCGUAGUUUGUGUGCUGGGCUUCCUCAGCGGAGGUGUCUUCACCAUGUACACCUCCAUCUCAAUCGGAUCGCAAGGCCUGAACUCGAUUUCAGCGUCCCUGAAAAGCAUUGGAACCGUUAUGAACGCUUUCUACAAGAACCUCAACAACGCCCGCAACAAAGUGAUUCCGAAACUCGACAGCCUUGCAGAAUACGUGAACGCCACCUACAAAUCACUGAACGAUUCGUACGGCGCCACUCAGCCCAGCAUGGUUAACGUGAUGUACAACUUGGAGUGGUUCUCUCGGCAGUUCUACUACGGUGAACAGCAGGUCAACUCGGCCAUUGGCAACGACUUGUCCCAUUUGAACUACGAACUGCAACAAACCAUGGACCAGAUGAUGCAAAACUACAACAACUUGCUCAACUCCUACGCCUACCAACAAAAUUCGGAAGCCUGUGCAGUUCAGUAUGCUAGCGUUGUUACCAGUGUCCCCGACCAGUUGGCUAAGUUCGGAACAUGCCUGCAGACCGAAGUGGAUACGGUCCCCACUGUCGUUGCUCCUCUGCAAGAGAUCUUGAAUUUGGUGAAGAGUGAUUUCGUUUCUCUGACCAAACAAUUGAAAAUCUGCGCUACAACCUCCACCAACUGUAUCAAUGAGUACUUCAACAACAUCUACAUGGAGAUCAACAACAUCAACAUGGAACUGUACAUGGCUUCGAGCCUGCUGCAAUUCUACCAAUAUGACGCCAUGUAUCGCAACCAGCUGUGCGGAGAGUUGGUCAAGUACAAUGUCCAGGAUAUCACGAUGAACUUGAUGCAACAGUUCUCCCAAUGCAUGUACCCUCCAAUGCCUUAAAGUUAAAAAAAUAGGAGAAACGUUAUUCAAGCAAUAAACAUGUAAAAAUAUGUGACCAUUUAAA